Messenger RNA from Australozyma saopauloensis, 513 nucleotides. RefSeq names its product Nce102p (gene NCE102). Gene Ontology annotation, cellular component: plasma membrane; eisosome. Lineage: Eukaryota; Fungi; Ascomycota; Pichiomycetes; Serinales; Metschnikowiaceae. Bases 1 to 513 code for a protein of 170 amino acids. Gene Ontology annotation, biological process: eisosome assembly; protein localization to plasma membrane. The transcript has a single exon. The record is from RefSeq and is a predicted model, not a curated record.
AUGUUGGCUAUCGGUGAUACUGUCCUUAGAGUCGUGAACAUGGUGUUCCUCGUCAUUGCACUUGGAUUGACCGGUUCUCUUGCUGCUACUACUAUUUUCCAACUGAACUCGGAGGUGAACUUUGCCGUUUUCGCCUGUGCUUUCGGUCUUUUGACCUCCACCUUUUACGGUGUGUUGGCAUAUUUCUUUGAGAUUUUCGCUUGGCCCAUUGUGUUGGCUUUGCUCGACUUCUUGAACACUGUUUUCACAUUUGCUGCAGCUACUGCCAUUGCUGCUGUCAUUCGUGCUCACAGCUGUUCCAACGAGGACUACGUCAUGAACAACAGCAUCACCCAGGGUUCUAAGGGCAGAUGUAGAAAGGCACAAGCUUCCACCGCUUUCCUCUACUUCUCGUUCUUCGUCUUCUUGGCCUCCAGUGUGUUCUCGAUUGCUGCUAUUGCUCAGGGUGGUUUGUUCACCCCAGCUGGCCGUAAGACCUCCAGAGUGGGUGUUCCAUCUGCUUCGCAAGUCUAA